AUGGAAGGUUUAUUGAAUUGUCAAAGAGACAAUUUUAAUAGAAUAUCAAAGGCACAAAUUAACUUUAAAAAAUCUCCGAAAGACCGAAUAACGGAGUCAUAUGUAGAAACUAAACUGGAUAAUAUAGAACAGUUGUGGGUUGAGUUUCUCACUACACAUCAGCAAAUACUUAAGGAUUAUAAGUGGGAAGAUGUACAACGUACUUUUUAUGUUAAAGAUGAAAUAUAUGACAAAACUGAAGAAAUAUUUUCUGAUUAUAAAAGCACACUUAAAAGAUAUUUAAAAAGUUUUAAUGAAAAUAAAAUUAGUAGUGGUGAUAAAGAUUCUGGUUCUUCUAAAGCAGGCAAUGGGUCCUCUUCUGCGGUAAAACUUCCGAAAAUAAUUAUUCCGCAAUUUUCAGGAAAAUAUACGGAGUGGUAUUCCUUCAGGGAUUUGUUUAUUUCUUUGGUUCAUUCUAAUAAUUCAAUAGAUGAUGUACAGAAGUUACAUUAUUUAAAGGGGCAUUUGACCGGAGAAGCGGAGCAAUUAAUUAGACAUGUUCCGAUUACUUCUGCAAACUAUAUACAGUGUUGGCAACAGUUAGAGAAUAGGUACAAUAACAAGCGAUAUUUGGCAAAUUGUAUUUUAAAAAGAUUGUUUAGCCAAAGAUCAUUAGGUAAUGAAUCCGCAUCAGUUUUAAAAGAAUUACUAGAUACUACAACUGAUUGUAUACACGCGUUAAAAAAUUUGAAUAUAGAUGUUAGCACAUGGGAUAUUAUUAUAAUACACAUUAUAAAUUAUAAACUAGAUCAGGAAACACGCAAACAAUGGGAAUUGAAAAUAUCAGCUGAGAAUUCAAAUGAACUACCCACUUUCAAUCAAUUUUCAGAAUUUCUUCAAAGUAGAUUUCGGGCUUUAGAAUGUAUAGAACCAAAACAGCGAUCUUCAAUUCCUAGUAGCGGGUCUUAUCCUAAAACUAAAACUUGUAUGCACGUGGCUAAAAUAAAUUGUGAAUUCUGUUCGGAAACGCAUAAAUUAUGUUUCUGCAAAAAAUUCGCAAAAUUAGAUUAUACUCACCGUUAUGAAUUUGUAGCUAAAAAUAGUUUGUGUUUCAAUUGUCUUGGAGGCAACCACUCUGCCAAGUUCUGCCAGAGUACUACUAUUUGUAAAGUUUGUAAACGUAGGCAUCACUCUCUCUUGCAUCCACAGAAAAGGGACCAUUUAGAAAUUUCAGGUUCUGGUAAUUCAACAAAUAAAGUCGAAAGUAAAGAUAAAAAAGUAGAUAUAGAUAGUGGGGAAACAUCUAGUAAUAUAGUUUCAUGUUUUUCUGCUGGUCAAACUGCAGUUCAUAGUCAAGUAUUGCUUGCCACCGCACUCGUUCAAGCUGAUACUCAAAACGGGGAGAGUCGGGUUAUAAGGGCGUUACUGGAUCAAGGUUCACAAGCAUCCUUCAUCACAGAAGCGACUGCUCAAUAUUUGGGGGUAAAGAAAAUUCCAGUACAGGGAACGAUAUCUGGUCUAGAAGGAAAUAAAAAUGUAACUGCCAAGUAUAUGGUCCAGCUGAAGAUACGCUCACGCAUCAAACCUGAAAUAAUUAUUAUGGUGCAAGCAUAUGUACUGAAAACAAUUACUACUUUUCUACCAAAUAAGAAAGUAGUUGAAUUGGACUGGUUGGAUUUAAAUGAAAUACAACUUGCAGAUCCUCAAUAUCACACUCCAAACAAAAUCCAUAUUUUGUUGGGAGCUGAGAUAUAUGGACAGAUUAUUGAAGAUGGGGUUAAAAGAGGACCUCAUGGUACACUAGUGGCACAAGCUACGUCGCUAGGAUGGAUACUUUCUGGUACAAUAAAAGAAGCAUCAUUUAGAUCAGUAACUAAUGUUACAGCCUUGCAUUUAUGUACGCAUGAGAAUGAUUACCUUAAAAAAUUUUGGGAAAUUGAAAGUGAUCCUUAUUCUUUAAAACGAAUCUUGACAGAAGAAGAAAUACUCUGUGAACAACUAUAUAAAGAAACUACAAAACGAGACAGUGAGGGACGAUAUAUUGUCAAACUCCCAUUUAAGUCUGAAAAUCUGCAAUAUAUUAACGGAAACUCGAGAGAUAUAGCUACAAAACGAUUGAAGAGAUUAAUGGUGAAAUUAAAUAGAGAUGAGACACUGAAAGAAAAGUAUACAGAGAUUAUAAAAGAGUAUUUACAUCUAGAGCACAUGGAAAGGAUACCAGAAACAGAAAAAGAAAAUAGAUUAAGUUUCUACUUACCUCAUCAUGCAGUGAUAAAUAAUGCCAAAGAUACAACAAAGGUUCGCGUAGUAUUCGAUGCUUCUGCAAAAAAUGAAUAUGGUGUAUCAUUAAACGAGUUAUUAAUGAUAGGGCCAACACUUCAGCCAGAGUUGCGCCAUUUAAUCAUGCGGUGGAGAAUAUAUAAGAUAUGUUUAGCUGCUGAUAUCAACAAAAUGUAUCGGCAAAUUAAGGUGUACGAACAAGAUGCAGAAUUUCAGCGAGUACUAUGGAGAGAUAAUGAAAAUGGAACAAUUGAAGAUUAUAGAUUAAAAAGACUUACCUUUGGUACGGCUGCUGCUCCUUAUCUAGCUGUAAGGACACUGCAACAAGUUGCAUUAGAUGAAGGCGAUAAUUAUCCAAGUGUAGUUCAAAGAGUAAAAAACGACUUCUACAUGGAUGAUCUUCUGACAGGCUGUGAUACUGUUGAAGAAGGUGUUAUUAUUUAUCAAGAAAUGAAUCAACUAUUACAAAAAGGUGGAUUUCAACUGCAAAAAUGGAUGACUAACAGUGAAGAUUUGUUAAAUGAAAUAAAGCAGGGAAAUGAACAUGCACAGGAAGGGUUGAAGAUAAAGUUAGAUGAAGUAGUUAAACUUUUAGGACUUACCUGGAAUCGUUCAGCAGAUACCUUUCAAUAUUCGGUGAAUCUUCCUCCGGUGUCUGGACCUGUAACAAAAAGAAAGAUUAUCUCAGAAAUAGCAAGAUUAUUUGAUCCGCUGGGUUGGGCAGCCCCUAGCGUGAUUAUAGCAAAGGUAUUAAUUCAGAAGCUUUGGAUCUUGGGAAUAGAUUGGGAUGAUGAAGUUCCAAAUAAUAUAAUUAAUGAGUGGCAUACUUACCGCACAGGCUUGUCGGAGCUAACAAAAAUUAACAUACCGAGAUGGUUCGGAACUAAAUUCACAUCUUCACGAGUCGAGUUACAUGGCUUCUCAGAUGCGUCGAAGAUAGCAUAUUCAGCAGCCGUUUAUAUACGAUUAACAGACGAACGUGGUAAUAUCCAUGUCACUUUGGUUUCUGCUAAGACCAAAGUCGCGCCAAUCAAACAAAUUUCAGUCCCUAGAUUGGAAUUGUGUGGUGCCGUAUUGGUGACACGUCUUUUGGUCGAGGUAGCUGAAGUUUUAGGCAUCCCUAAAAAAGACAUUCGAGCCUGGACUGACUCUACGGUGGUUUUAGCGUGGCUUAAUAGCCAUCCAAGUAAAUGGCAAACCUUUGUUGCCAAUAGAGUGUCCGAGAUCCUGUCAACUUUAGAUUCUCAACAAUGGGCACAUAUAACAUCAGGACAGAAUCCUGCCGAUUGUGCAUCCCGAGGUGUUAGUCCAUCAGAUCUAUGGCAAAAUACAACGUGGUUUAACGGACCGGAGUUUUUACAUAAACAUGAGGUGCAUUACAAUAAACCAAAGGAUAUUGCAACACAUUUAGAAGAAAGUAAAGUACACCUAACAGUCACUGAAACUACACUUUGGGAUCGAUACAAUUCAUUGACAAGAUUAAUUCGAGUAAUAUCAUACUGUAAACGUUUUUUAAAUCUACGUACCGGACAACAGCGACAGAGUACUACUUUUCUUUCAACACAGGAAUUGGCGGGUGCUUUAAAAACUUGCAUAAAAAUUUGCCAAAAACAAAAUUUCCAUGAAGAAAUAGCUCAGAUUAAUAAAAAUAUAGAGUACAGUACAGUUAAGGGUCCGCUGAAAUCGUUAAAUCCGUUUAUUGAUAGUUCUGGAGUUUUACGAGUAGGUGGGCGACUUGAAAAAUCACAACUCAAUUUAGAUGCUAAACACCCUAUAUUAUUGCCAAAAAAUUCACCAUUUACAAAACUUAUUAUUGCUGAUGCGCAUACGAAAACUUUGCAUGGAGGACCACAACUUAUGUUGUCCUUUAUUGGGACUAAAUAUUAUAUUUUGAGUGCGAAAUAUUUAGUUAAAGCCUAUGUUCGCAAGUGUGUUAAAUGUAUUCGCUACUCUGCAACUACUUCUACUCAAUUAAUGGGUCAAUUACCUACAGCUAGAGUAUCUCCAGGAAGACCCUUUCAGUGUAGUGGUGUUGACUAUGCAGGUCCUGUGAAUGUUAAAACUACAAAGGGUCGCGGUUAUCAUUCUACAAAAGGAUAUAUUUGUCUAUUCAUAUGUAUGGCCACUAAGGCGAUACAUCUUGAGUUGGUUGGAGACCUUACCACACAAGGGUUUUUGGCGGCUUUUAGACGUUUUGUUGCUCGCAGAGGUUUAUGUACAGAUAUUUGGAGCGAUAAUGGAACAAAUUUUGUUGGCGCCUCGCGCGAAUUACGAACUUUGUUCGCUUCUGAGAAUAAAAAAAUUUCAACAGAGGUAGCCGAAAUUCUAGCCACACAAGGUACUACGUGGCAUUUUAUACCACCACGCUCUCCUAAUUUUGGAGGGUUAUGGGAAGCCGGGAUAAAAUCUACCAAAUUUCAUCUAAGGCGAAUAGUUGGAGAUUUAAUUUUAACUUACGAGGAAUUGUCCACAACUUUAGCACAAAUAGAAGCGUGCUUAAAUUCACGUCCACUAUCCAGAAUAGACUCAGAACAGGAUACAAUAAAUGUUUUGACACCAGGGCAUUUCCUCAUCGGAGGACCAUUACUAGCUCCUACAGAUUACAACUUUGAAAGGUCCAACAUAUCUAAUCUUCGUAGGUGGCAGUUGGUUCAAAGAUUGACGCAAGAUUUUUGGAGGCGUUGGUCUCAAGAAUACCUUACACGGUUUCUUCAUCGGUAUAGGUGGUCACAUCAAAAACCAGAACCUGACGUUGGGGAUGUAGUUUUAGUAAAAGAAGACGACUUACCUCCUUGUCGAUGGUUGCUCGGGAGAGUGGUUGCUAAACAUCCAGGCAUGGAUAACAUCACUCGGGUAGUUACUAUUAGGAAUCAGAAUUCACUAAUUAAACGCCCCACUUCAAAGUUAUGUGUACUACCUAUUACAGAGUAA
Achroia grisella is the source of this 5190-nucleotide messenger RNA. RefSeq lists its product as uncharacterized. The coding region runs from base 1 to 5190 and encodes 1729 amino acids. The transcript has a single exon. Gene Ontology annotation, biological process: DNA integration. NCBI's taxonomy places the organism in Eukaryota, Metazoa, Arthropoda, Insecta, Lepidoptera, Pyralidae. The record is from RefSeq and is a predicted model, not a curated record. Gene Ontology annotation, molecular function: nucleic acid binding.